UUUCCUCACCUGGACCAGCUGGACCUGUUGUUACAAUGGGUGACUCAUAUGUUGUAGCGAUUGACUUUGGUACUGCAUACAGUGGGUAUGCCUUCACUAUGACACCCAGAGGGGAGGAAAUUGAUCCUUUUUUGAAGCGUUGGGGAAAAGAGCUCGGACUGGACACCCCAAAAACUCCAACCUGCAUUCUGUUCAGUGAAGAAGAAGAAUUUCUCAACUUUGGUUAUGAAGCCAAAACUGAAUACUUAAAAAUGCGUGGAGAGGCAAGAAAACACUACUUCUUUGAAGCUUUCAAGAUGGCCCUCUAUGGCAAAACACUCAACAAAGAUGUAACAAUUAAAGCUGCAAAUGGAAAGUCAAUGAAGGCCUUGAAGGUUUUCACUGAAGCUUUACGAUACCUGAAGGAAGAUGCCCUGGAAACCAUCUCAGCAAAUACAGCUGGGACAAAGUUUAUUGCCUCUGACUUCACCUGGGUGCUGACUGUACCUGCGAUCUGGGAUCCUUCAGCCAAACAGUUCAUGAGAGAAGCUGCAACUCAGGCUGGUAUUGUAACCAAAGGAACAGAGGACAGGUUGGUCAUUGCACUGGAACCAGAGGCAGCUUCAGUCUGGUGUAAGAAGCUCCCAGCUGAAGGUUUUAUAACACAGAACCAUGGAGGAGACUCACUGGAGCACUCUCCAGGAACACAAUACAUUGUCGUCGACUGUGGAGGUGGAACUAUUGACACAACUGUCCAUGAGGUCCUGGAUGGAGGAGCCCUGAAGGAGCUGCACAAGGCCUCUGGAAAUGAUCUGGGUGGACAAACUGUGGACAAGAAAUUCAAAGAGUUCCUCAGAGAAAUCUUCUGUCAUGGUGUCUGGGAUGAGUAUGAAAGUAACUAUCCCAGUGAGGUUCAGAAAAUGAUGUAUGAGUUCACAGUUCUCAAACAAGAAGAUGAAGAUGUUCAGAUCAUCUGUCCAUUUAACCUGGGAUCAUUAGCUCAGAGAAGACAGGAAAUAGAAAAGUUCUUUGAAACAGUGCAAGGUGCAUCCUGGAACGACGGGUCAAUCAAAAUCUCAAAACAGAAAAUGAAGUCUUUCUUCAUUGAGUCUCUGAACGGCAUCGUGAAGAGUCUCAGAGAAAUCUUGGACAAAGAUUUCAACAUCCAGUUCAUCCUGUUAGUGGGGGGGUACGCUGAAAGCAAGAUUCUGCGUGGACACAUUAAUGAUCAGUUUGGUGAUCAGUGUAAAGUUCUGUGUCCUUUUAGGCCCCAAGAAGCAAUUGUCAAGGGAGCUGUGAUGUUUGGAAGAAACCCAGAGGUGGUGGCAUCUCGCAAGAGUGCCUUUACCUAUGGGAUCGCUGUCAGUGAGGAGUUUGAUGAGUCCAGGCAUAAGGCAGAAAAGAAAUUCACAGCUGAUGGGCGUGAGUUAUGUCGUGAUAUUUUCAUGAAACUGGUGGAAAUAGAUGAAAAUGUGGGUUGGAAUGAAACCAGAAAGCAUAUCUUCCAUCCAGUAAAGGCAGAUCAGACAGCAGCGACCAUUAGGUUUUAUAACACAGAGAGGAAAAAUCUAAAGUAUGUUGAUGAAUGGGGAGUAGAUGAUGUUGGUUCAUUUACUGUUGGCAUGCCUGAUACCAGAGAAGGCAGGGCACGUCAGAUCAGGUUGGAAAUCAGGUUUGGUUCCACAGAGAUAACAGCCACAGCAACUGAUGAAGCCUCAGGAGCAAAAGGAUCAAUAAAGAUCGACUUUAUGACUGAUGCUACAUCUGAAAUGGAGCAGGUUCCUCUGCUGUUAUAUGACAGCUAAACUAACUAAAUCAGAAGAAUGAUGACAAUCAUGUAUUGUCCUUUAACAGGGUGUUUUAUCUGUUUUUAGAUUCACUUCUCUUUCACAUUCUCAUUCUAUAAAUAACAAUAAUAUGUUUCUAUAUGAAUGUUAUGUACUGUCAGUGUGAGGUCUCUGCAUCACCAACACUGACCUUUAUUUUAUGUUACCAGUCUAACAACUUAGAUUUGUGGCUAAUUUUAGAGAGUUGGGUGAUCAUAUGGUUUGUUGUUAUUUCCAGUUCAUUUUAUUUUGUAAGCCACUCUGUUCUGUGAUGUGUUGAAAUUUAUUUUAAAGAUGUUUUAUAUUAAAGCUGUGUUGUUA
Lates calcarifer (barramundi perch) is the source of this 2126-nucleotide messenger RNA. Its product is annotated as heat shock 70 kDa protein 12A-like. The record is from RefSeq and is a predicted model, not a curated record. The transcript is spliced from 4 exons. Gene Ontology annotation, molecular function: ATP binding; ATP-dependent protein folding chaperone. The coding region runs from base 36 to 1784 and encodes 582 amino acids. NCBI's taxonomy places the organism in Eukaryota, Metazoa, Chordata, Actinopteri, Centropomidae.